This is a messenger RNA of Vicia villosa (hairy vetch), 1275 nucleotides long. Its product is annotated as auxin-responsive protein IAA9-like. Bases 376 to 846 code for a protein of 156 amino acids. The transcript has a single exon. The record is from RefSeq and is a predicted model, not a curated record. NCBI's taxonomy places the organism in Eukaryota, Viridiplantae, Streptophyta, Magnoliopsida, Fabales, Fabaceae.
UGGCAUCAUUUGAGAAACUUGAAGGCAAAAUGGUGAGAUUCCAAAGUGAACUAGUUAUGCAUUAACCACAUGGAUAUGAGUGAUUGACUAUGAGAAAAACAGAAUCCCAGCGUGGACACGAGAAUUAAGGUGUGAUAACUUUGAUCUAAAGUGAUCAUUAUUAAAAGUAGGAAGAAAUUGAUUGAUUGGGAAGGUCUAGGAACACUGAGGAAAAAGGAAGGACAAAAACAGAAGAGGAAGAACCACAAAGGUUCAGUUGGGGAAAAAGACUCCAGUUGGCGGCGGCAUUGGUCUUGCAUGGACUUGCUUCCCACUAAAAGUACAUCAUUUCUGUCUGUCAAUGUAUAGAGUUAAUAAUGCUUUUGUAAUGGAUUCAUGUUAAGACAGUUUGAAUAUUUGGAAUCCGAUGCCUCCGCCACAGCUGGUUCCCUCAACGAUAGCAUCUGCAUCUCCAUGAUGCUUGGUUUGAACGAUCGCAAUUACCUUAGAUUGUCCGAUUGCUCAUCGGUCGACAAUUCUGGUGUCCCAACCUUGUCUGAUGAGAAAAAGGUGAACCUGAAUUUGAAAGCUACAGAGUUAAGGUUUGGCCAUCCUGGAUCCCAGUCGCUUGAAAGGGAUCUGGAUCUUUUUUCUUUAAGCUCAACUAAGCUUGAUGAGAAACAGCUGUUCCCUUUGCUUCCAACUUUAGAUGGAAUUUGCUCAUUGUCCCAGAAGACAGUGGUUUCAGGAAACAAAAGAGGUUUCACCAACACAAUGGAUGUGUUCCCUGAGGUGAAAAGUUUAAGUAUUGGUUUUCCUACUGUUAAAGGGAUGUUCAUUCAUACUGUUUCUGAUACUGAUUCUUGAGAAUCAGUGAUGCAGGUAAAAUAUAAUAGUAAUAGGCAUGUAAACAUACUGCUCUCGCCUAGACCUUCUAAAACUCAACCUGCUACAGUUAAAGAUAUAUCAAAUAAAGUGUUACAAGAGAGCUCUUGUGCAGCAAAUGGAACUGGAGCUCCCGUCAAUGGCAGAGCAUCGGCUUCUAAGUAAGUAGGAAAUGCUACAGAUUACGAGACCAUUAUUGACAUACAAAGCAUACCUUAAAUUUAAAGCUAAAGCUAAAGCUAAAGCUAAAGCUGUUUGGUAAUUGUUGGUAUUUUCUAGCUUAGAAGGGUUUAUGGUUUGUUUGAUGGAAUGAUAGAAUGAGUUAAGCACGUGAGAAGCAAUUGUUCAAUUCCGAAUGGCUCAGAUGAAUUCCUAGAACAGACCUUACGAUGAUCUUGCAUGUAAUUUACC